CUUUUCUUGACCACGCCUUUGUUGCUAAGUGUACCCAUCAACUAUUCAUCCAAAACAUUCGUAGGAAGAGCCAAUCCCUUUCAUUUCCUCGUCUUAUUGAAUGAGAGCGAAUUUUUCCCCCCAAUUCCAACUUUCGGGGCUUCGUUUGUUGGUUGUCGAUGAGGCUUAUUGAUCAUUGAGUCCCUUACAAAGUCGAAUCGGCCAGCGUAUAUAAAAAGACAAAGUUCACUCCGCUUUUUUCCCCAACGUUCUCUGCAAGAUGUCUACUCCCCCCACUUUCGAUCCCAAGAACAUGCCCUUCAGGCGCUUGGGCCCUAGCGGCCUGCGAGUCCCUGUUUUUUCUUUGGGAGGAUGGCUUACUUUUGGCAAAUCGGUUGUUGGAGACCCAUGCAAGGAAAUCAUGAAACUCGCGUUCGAGAAUGGAAUCAACAUGUUCGACACAGCUGAGGUGUACAGUCAAGGGAAGUCGGAAGAAGAGAUGGGACGCGUCAUCAAAGAGCUAGGUUGGCGUCGUUCCGACAUCGUCGUGACUACCAAGUUGUACUGGGGAACAAGGCCAGGGCCGAACAACGGUGGUCUUUCUCGCAAGCAUAUCAUCGAAGGAACCCAAGAGAGUCUUGCACGCCUCCAGUUGGAUUACGUUGAUGUGAUCUUUGCCCACAGAGCAGAUACUAAUGUUCCAAUGGAAGAGGUUGUUCGGGCGUUUAACUACGUUAUUGAAAAAGGCUGGGCAUUCUACUGGGCGACGUCAGAGUGGUCUUCAGAACAAAUUGAAGAAGCAUAUCACAUUGCUGAUAAGCUUCAUCUCAUUCCCCCCAUUGCCGAACAAUGCCAGCACAACAUGUUCCAUCGUGAGCGUCCUGAGAAAGAAUACGCCAAAAUGUAUUCGUCAUACAACAUCGGCACCACCGUCUGGUCAGCUCUUGCAUCCGGUCUCCUCACAGGGAAAUACAAUGAUGGUAUCCCGGAGGGUUCGAGAUUUGACGUGGAGAAGUCUUUCUUCUCUGGAACCUUGAAAGAGUUGCAGAGUCCAGAAGGGCAAGAGAAGAUCAGGAAAGUCAAAGAGCUGACAAAGUUGGCUCAGGAAGAACUUCAAACCACACCUUCCGCCCUCGCUCUAGCAUGGGUUGCACGAAACCCAAACACUUCCACUGUCAUUCUUGGUGCCACGAAACCAGAGCAGCUCCUAGAGAAUCUCAAGGCCAUUGAAGUUAUUCCAAAGCUGACCCCGGAGAUUUUGGAGAAGAUCGAAGCAAUUUUGGGGAAUAAGCCUGGGGGUGUGAACCAGUACGGCAGGCCUUCCCUGGACCCUUUCGGAAAGCUUUCUCAUCUUUGAAUGGAAGGAUUUCUGAGCUGAUAAAAGGAAGAGCAAGUAGAAGCCUUUAAAGAAUAAUCCUCCAGAUGAAUAGCAGAGAAUUUUUUUGUAACGCCAGAAAUGCCAAUAUGAUUACUACUAGAUGGUCAAAGAGUUCUUGCGAACUCUUCCGAUAUUUCUGUGGGAUUUUCCAUUCAUCUUCGCAAAUGCCUGGAUAUUGUACUAAUGCGAGUGUGUGGGGAAAAAAUGCUCUGGAACUUUCGAAGAAUCUUAUGCCUCGAAAAUUUCAGGUUUCUCGGAUGUGAUUAUACUAGAGAGUGAGAAUAUAUUCAGGCCGCACAAAG
Molecule: messenger RNA, 1659 nt
Organism: Lentinula edodes (shiitake mushroom)
Lineage: Eukaryota; Fungi; Basidiomycota; Agaricomycetes; Agaricales; Omphalotaceae
Product: voltage-gated potassium channel beta-2 subunit
Exons: 16
Coding region: 260-1336 (358 amino acids)
Source: RefSeq, a predicted model, not a curated record